CCGUUCAGCAGUGGAACGGAACAGUCGUGAAACAGCGGCCCCAAAAACGAAAGGCAGGCAUUCAUCUCGGUGCUCUUGGUGCAGUACUUGAAGUGGUCUACAUAGUGAAUAGUGCAGGAAGUGUAACUUCCUCCGAACGACACCAACCAUGGGUGCGAUGUUCCGAAGCGAGGAGAUGAGCAUGGUCCAGCUGCUCAUACAACCGGAAGCUGCCUACCAAUCGGUGGCCGAGCUGGGCGAGCUGGGCAUUGCGCAGUUCCGUGACCUGAACACGGACAUCAACAUGUUCCAGCGGAAGUACACGAGCGAGAUCCGGCGCUGCGAGGAGAUGGAGCGCAAGAUCGGCUACAUCCGGCGCGAGAUCGUGAAGGAUUCGGUCGCCAUCCCGGACAUGCCGGAGGUGAUUCCGCGCACGCCGAACUCGCGCGAAAUCAUCGACCUCGAGGCGCAGCUCGAGAAGACGGAGAACGAGAUCGUCGAGCUGUCGGAGAACAACAAUGCGCUGCUGCAGAACUUUAUGGAGCUGACCGAGCUGAAGCAUGUGCUGGAGAAGACUCAAGUGUUCUUCUCGGACAAAUCGAACGUCCAGAACCUGGAGGCGACUGGCGGCGAGGCGGCCAACGAUGGCAAACCGCUCGGCUUUGUGGCGGGCGUGAUUUCGCGCGAACGCAUCAUCGGCUUCGAGCGCAUGCUGUGGCGCGUGUCACGUGGUAACAUUUUCUUGCGCCAGGCCACGCUGGAGGAGUCGCUGGUGGAUCCGAAAACGGGUGAUUCGGUUCACAAGAUUGUGUUCGUUGCGUUCUUCCAAGGCGAACAGCUGAAGGCUCGCGUCAAGAAGGUGUGCGCUGGUUACCAUGCGUCGCUGUAUCCGUGCCCGAACGAGUACAACGAGCGGGAGGAGAUGCUGCGUGGGGUGCGUACCCGCAUCGAGGAUCUGAAGAUGGUGCUCGGCCAGACGCAGGACCAACGCCAGCGUGUGCUGCUGAACGUGGCCAAGGAGGUGCCGAACUGGGAGAUCAUCGUGAAGAAGGUGAAAGCCAUCUACCACACGCUGAACAUGUUCAACGUGGACGUCUCCAAGAAGUGUCUGUUCGGUGAGGCUUGGGUACCGACGGCCGGUCUGCAGGACGUCAAGACGGCCCUGGUGAACGGUUCGGCAGCAGUGGGUAGCGCUGUGCCGUCGUUCCUGAACAUCAUCGCCACCGACGAGGAUCCACCGACGUACAACAAGACGAACAAGUUUACGCGUGGCUUCCAGAACCUGAUCGAAUCGUACGGUAUUGCGACGUACCGUGAGGCUAACCCGGCCCUGUACACGAUCAUCACCUUUCCGUUCCUGUUCGCGAUCAUGUUCGGUGAUCUGGGGCACGGGUUGAUCCUGUUCCUGCUCGGCAUGUGGAUGGUGCUGUGGGAGAAGACGCUGGACAAGAACAAGGAGGAAAUCUGGCAGCUGUUCUUCGGCGGUCGGUACAUCAUCCUGCUGAUGGGUAUCUUCUCCAUGUACACCGGUUUCGUCUACAAUGACGUCUUCUCGAAGGGUAUGAACAUCUUCGGUUCGGCCUGGAGCGUCAACUACAACACGUCGACGGUGAUGACGAACAAGGAGCUGCAGCUCAACCCAACAACCGACUACUCGGAAACGGUGUACUGGUACGGGUUGGAUCCGCUCUGGAUGUUGGCCACCAACAAGAUCAUCUUCCUCAACUCCUUCAAGAUGAAGCUGUCGAUCAUCUUCGGCGUGGUGCACAUGAUCUUCGGUGUGUGCAUGAGCCUGGUCAACCACAAUCACUUCAACCGCCGGGUAAACAUUCUGCUGGAGUUUAUCCCGCAGAUGAUGUUCCUGGUGCUGCUGUUCGCCUACAUGUGCUUCAUGAUGUUCUUCAAGUGGAUCAUGUACAGCGCGGUCACCGAUGAGGAUCACCUGAAGCCGGGCUGCGCACCGUCCGUGCUGAUCAUGUUCAUCAACAUGAUGCUGUUCAAGAACCAGGAGCCGCUCGAUACGUGCAAGGAGUUUAUGUUCGAAGGUCAGGACACGCUGCAGGUGAUCUUCAUCGUGCUGGGGCUGAUCUGCAUCCCCUGGUUGCUGCUGGCCAAGCCGUUCUACAUCAUGUUCAAGCGCAAGGGCAAGAGCACCGAGCACGGUUCGGAGGUGGCACAUCAAUCCUCCUCCUCCUCCAACCAUCACGACGAUGAGCCGAUGAGUGAAAUCUUCAUCCAUCAGGCGAUCCACACGAUCGAGUACAUCCUCAGUACCAUCUCGCACACUGCGUCCUACCUGCGACUGUGGGCUUUGUCGCUGGCUCACGCCCAGCUAUCGGAGGUGCUGUACAACAUGGUGUUCACGAUCGGGUUGCGAAAUGACUCGUACGUUGGUGCCAUCAUGAUUUGGCUGGUGUUCUGGCCGUGGUCCGUGCUGACCAUUGGCAUCCUGGUGGGCAUGGAGGGACUUUCCGCCUUCCUGCACACUCUUCGUCUGCACUGGGUCGAGUUCAUGAGCAAAUUCUACGAAGGUUUGGGCUACGCCUUCAAGCCGUUCUCGUUCAAGGCUAUACUGGAGGAAGAGGAAGCUGACUAAACCGAUCAGUUUAGGGAGAGGUUGAAGUAUGCUACCAACCUGUAGAUGCCACUGAUGAAAUAAACGAUGGUAUAGAAUGCAACUUAAA
Anopheles coluzzii is the source of this 2663-nucleotide messenger RNA. Its product is annotated as V-type proton ATPase 116 kDa subunit a 1-like. The coding region runs from base 149 to 2575 and encodes 808 amino acids. The transcript is spliced from 7 exons. Gene Ontology annotation, molecular function: ATPase binding; proton-transporting ATPase activity, rotational mechanism. Gene Ontology annotation, biological process: proton transmembrane transport; vacuolar acidification. Gene Ontology annotation, cellular component: plasma membrane; vacuolar proton-transporting V-type ATPase, V0 domain; vacuolar proton-transporting V-type ATPase complex. The record is from RefSeq and is a predicted model, not a curated record. NCBI's taxonomy places the organism in Eukaryota, Metazoa, Arthropoda, Insecta, Diptera, Culicidae.